Molecule: messenger RNA, 1059 nt
Organism: Adineta steineri
Lineage: Eukaryota; Metazoa; Rotifera; Eurotatoria; Adinetida; Adinetidae
Source: the annotation of a GenBank genome assembly
AUGAUGUUUUCAACAUUACUUGUAUGUAUUCUUUCGAUUGUUCAUUUUAAUCAUCAAAUAUUUAUUCAACCAGCUGUUAUUAAUACAAAUGAUAUACAGAAUGAAACAUUUAUUGAGAAUGUCACAAUUCAUGAAGAUACAACAAUUGCUGAAGUAAUAGAUGUUGCCCAUGAAGAAACGGAUAAAUCAAUUUCAUUAUUCGAUGAUGUUGUUGAAUUGAAUAUUGGUGGUCAAAAAAUAACAACAUUACGUUCAACACUUACAGUUAUACCAAAUUCAAAACUAGCUCAGAUGUUUAAUAAAGAUAAUACUAAGAAGAAGAAUUUACCUAUGGAUAAAAGUGGUGCAGUAUUUUUUGAUUAUAAUCCAAUGUAUUUUAAUUUUUUACUUGAUCAAUUGAGAGCAUUUAAACGUAUGCCAAAAAAACCAGGAUAUCAAAUACAAUUUCAAGCACCGUAUAUGAAUUCACCAAUGAAUUUUACUCAUAUGCUUGUUGAUCUUGGAUUAACACAGAAUUAUUUCUUAUCACCAACGGAAGGUACACAUAUUAAUUUAACUGUAAAUUCUCUUGCUGGUUGGAAAGAAUGUUAUCGUAGUACAUAUAAUAUUCCAUUUGAUUUUUCUGUAAUAAAAAAAUCUUGUAAUGGUAGUCGAUUACUUGUUGGUUGCCGUAAUAUUAAUAAUAAAAACGUCUUGACUCUUGCUGGUAUUGGACAAUAUGAAGAUGUUGUACAUCCAUGUUUACCAAAACAAUGUAAAACAAAUGGUAAAUCAAAAAAGAAAAAUAAGAAAUUAACAUGUUCAUCAAGUUAUCAAUGUAUUACACAAGGUAAACGUGGUGUCGGAUGGUAUAAUGCAAAUAAUCAAACAUGGGGUUUUGUACGUGGAUCUUUAUCGUUUGUAAUUGAUCCAUGUGAUCCAAGUGAUUUAGAUUCUGAUUAUCGACUUUGUUGGACAAAACAAUCAGAUAUUAAAAAAGGUACUGGUGAUCGAUGUGGCAGUACAAAAAAUUUACAAAAUUCAAAUAAAUAUGAACGUCUUGUUUAUUAUAUUGCUUAA